AAUCCUGCUGUUAGUAUAGAAGUGAACUGCAUCGAUCUACUACAAAUAGAAGGAUAUAAUUUGAUAGCUGCUGGAACCUUAAAUGGUGUGAUCAUCUUAUGGAAUUUUGUAACAUUAACUGUCAGAGAAGUGUAUAGACCAGACGAUUGCUUCACUGUAGACCCUGACUUGGACCCUACACGCUUUAGAAUUAAUGACAUACUAUUUCUCUUUCGUAAUCCUGAAUGUGUAAGGAAAUCAAGUCAGGAUUCUGUAUGUUCUUCAUCCCAAUGUGAUUCUAGCAAGGGUCCACAGAGUAGCAAGGGAAGCAAACAGAGCAUACAUGAGAGUGAGAUUAAAGGUGAGCAAACAGAUGCCGUGAGAGAGCCAGUGGACAAAAAACAUCCUGGAGGCACCAAUGUAACAGAUACUCAACCACCACCUAUCCUUGUCACUGCACAUGAGGAUGGACAUCUCCGCUUGUGGACUAUGGAGGGAAGACUACUGAAAGAUAUUCUACCUUUCACAAAACAUGCUGCCAUUUCUCUGACAUCGCUGUUCACUGAUUCAUGUGCAAGAAUACUACUGACUGGAAAUAUGGAAGGACACGCUAUCCUUUGUAGUAUCAGUUCCUUCUUGGAAUCACCUCAUGAUGAAAAGAAAUUCAAGCAGCUUCUUGCCUGGCGUGCUCAUUCAUUAGAAAUUGUUCAAAUAAUCUAUGUAGAAGAGAAACAAGUGGUACUUACUGCCUCCAUCGAUGGCUCAGUAAGGCUCUGGCAUGCCCUCAAUGGUCAUUACUGUGGAUAUUUUGGACAGCGAAGGACCUUUGAAUUAUCACAGACAAGAGAUUUUAUUUUGCCUUGUGAUGUUACUGAAUAUCCCAUAGAAAUAAAAGAAGAAAGCAAAUUCACAGAGAAAAAGCUAACAUAUGAAUAUCCUCUGGUAUUUGACCGGCAAAGGUGGCAAAAAAUGAGCUCGAUGUCUUUGCUCUUCAAACGUACCCCUCCAAAGGCCUUUGAAGUGGAACACAAUUUCAAGUUUUUCAAGUCUCUUUCUUCUCCUAAGAUUCGAAGACAUGCCUUGGAAGGUUUCAUGACUGAAAACAGAGAGGCAGGGAUUGUUUUUGGUUCUCUGCCCAUAUACAGGGUACCAAGCCCCACUAGUCUAAGAUUCCUUCCACUAAUUGGUUCAGAAGCACAAAAGGAAUCUUCAGAUGGCAUUCAAGGAAAGAAGAAGGGAGGCCAUGUUCAACAUGAAAAAGUACAACGAAAGAAAAGUCUGAAAAGAAAUUUGGUCCCGCAAGUAAACCUAGCUUCUUCUUUCUUCCCAGUCAUCCCCAAGUGAAAAGAGAAAAAUCAGAAGUGGCUGCUGUUAUCUGAGCUGUAUACCAAAGGACAAGGACUCAGUUAUACUCCAGUCUUUAUUUCAGGAUGAAAGUGAGGGUCUAUCAAUCAGAUAUUGUUAUCCAUCUCUGUAUCCUCACGCCAUCCUGUCUGUGGGGAAAAUUACUCAGGGUGCUCACAUGUCCUCAUCUCUAAAUAUCAAGCAAGUAGCAAGCAGCCAGUUUGCCAACGUUUUUCCUUCAUGGAAAUCACUUAUUGAAUAGGAAAUAUUUCUCAUUCACUGUUAGGAAAAUGACACAUAAAGAAAAAAAGAAAAUAAACAGCAUAAAUUAA
This is a messenger RNA of Odocoileus virginianus texanus, 1655 nucleotides long. Lineage: Eukaryota; Metazoa; Chordata; Mammalia; Artiodactyla; Cervidae. The record is from RefSeq and is a predicted model, not a curated record.